AUGCGACGAUUAAUCCUUCUGUUUGCAGUGCUCGUCUGCGCCGAGUCCUAUAUUACGUACCGUGGACAGAAAGCCGGUCAAGCACAACGAGUAGUGCAUAUUCCGGUGAACCCGAAUGCUUUGAUGUUUCUACAGUCAGCUCAACGUCGUCCACUUCUAAAGCGUCGAUUCCUACUUCCACGUAUGGGAAUGCCCACUUACGUGCGAGAAGGUGAUCCGACUGCCCCAGCUUGGGAUUGA
Molecule: messenger RNA, 240 nt
Organism: Haemonchus placei
Lineage: Eukaryota; Metazoa; Nematoda; Chromadorea; Rhabditida; Trichostrongylidae
Source: the annotation of a GenBank genome assembly